Messenger RNA from Halichondria panicea, 2147 nucleotides. RefSeq names its product E3 ubiquitin-protein ligase TRIM45-like. Gene Ontology annotation, molecular function: ubiquitin protein ligase activity; zinc ion binding; protein binding. The coding region runs from base 335 to 1993 and encodes 552 amino acids. The transcript is spliced from 4 exons. The record is from RefSeq and is a predicted model, not a curated record. Lineage: Eukaryota; Metazoa; Porifera; Demospongiae; Suberitida; Halichondriidae.
CCUAGAAUUCCCUUGGACCAAAACAUUGAAGAAGCUCCUGAGCUGAGUUGAGUGAGACCAUAGACAUUACCUGUGGUGAGGCAGAGUGGAUAGAAAGUAACUGAACUAGUAGCUGUGAGGUGUAGUUGAGUUGGAUCCGAAGUGACAUUGUUCGUUUAUCAUGCUCCAAAUGCCCGGGUGAAAAGAAUAUCUAAAAGCAACGACUAGAUUCCCAAACUUUAAUGUUGCGAGGAUUCAAAAUAAACACUGAAACUUGUGAUUAAUAAGCAACGAAAGAACUUUCAAUUUUCGCAGGUGCAACCGUAUCACCUGAGCUCUCUCUACUCCACUCGAUAUGGCCACAGUGACGCUCACAGCAUCAUCAGCUAGAUCCAGAGGUACCUCCCCUAACAUCAGUCCAAAGAGAUCUCAUAGCCCCAUCAGAAACUUGCAGUGCAGUCUGUGCUUACAGAGCUUCAACGAUGCUAGAAUAUUGCCGUGCCUGCAUUCGUUUUGUGCUGACUGUUUAGAGAAAUCAUGCUUGCAAUACUCUGAGACUGCCCCCUCUGUUUACUGCCCAGUGUGUAUGGACGAGACUCUACUGAAUUCGCGAGGGAUCGAGGGACUCCCCAAGAACUUGUAUGUAAAGCAUCUACUCGAUUUGCAAGAUGGCGCCGGAAACGAUACUAGAAGUUGUGACCUCUGUGCUGUUAAAGACUUGGCUUCAAAAUACUGUCAAACUUGCAGAUAUAACCUCUGUACUCUAUGCUCCCAAGCUCACCAAAGACAGAGAAAAACAUCGCAGCACAAACUUGUUCGACUCGAAAAUAUGUCUCCUAGUUUAGUACUGGACUCAGUCGUGAAUGGUAACUCCACAAAGUCGAAGUUGUUAUUUUGCAAAACGCACAGAGGUGAAGCGGCGAGUGUCUACUGUGAAGACUGCUCAUUUCCAGUUUGUCAAAAAUGCACGCUUACAAAACAUUGUGGACAUACUUUUAAUCUUUUGGACACCGUUAGUAGGCAACAAGAAGAAAUAUUACGUAAUCUCAUAACUCGAACCAAACCGUUUCUCGUGUCAGUCGGCGAUUCUCUGAAAAAUAUCGAAUUUACGACGAGGAGUGUAGAGGAACGAGCGCAUGUAGUUGCCACGGAGAUCUGUGACAGCAUAGACGAGCGAAUGAAGGCACUACAGGAACACAAGCGCUCUCUGCUGUCUGAACUAGAGGCCAUCAAGACACACAAACUGAACACUUUAAGUCAGCAACAAGAAGAGCUAGUGACCAUGUUUGACUCGGUGUCCACCCUCUCCAAUAUUGCAAGCACAGCACUGAAGGAGCACAGCCCAACACCAAUAUUCUCAGCAAAUCGACCUGUUAUAGUCGAACUGGAGACUCUCAUAGGAUCAGACCAAGCUCUAACUCCGAGGGAAGACGACUAUAUUCAAUACCGACCCACUUCUCCUGGUAACGAAGUAAGAGGGAUUAAGAUGUUCGGUACACUGGACUCCAGAGGACCCUCAGCCGCCCACUCAGUAGCGGAGGGGGAGGGGCUAUUCGAGGCACAGCACGGACAAACGACAACUUUCAAAGUUACGGUCAAUGAUCGGUUUAAACAGCGGCGGGUUAGUGGUGAAGACAGUGUUGAGUGUAAGAUACAGGCGAGUGAUGGAUCCCCCAUCACCCCCUCUGUGAGCGAUCUCGGAAAGGGUGUGGUUCGAUUCUCUUACAUACCAAAGAGUAGCGGAGACCAUAAUGUAUCUGUUUUGAUACAAGGGAAGCAUAUUCGAUCGAGUCCAUUUCUUGUGAACGUACUGCCCAAAGGGAGCGAGCAUUCCGGUGUGUUUCACUGCUGCUCGUGGUGUUCGUCUAAAGGCAAGAAGCACGUGCGGUGUGGAUGUGGGAGUCGAAUGUCUGGGGGUUACAGUGGGUGUGGUCACGGUCACCUUGGACACCCGGGAUGCAAUCACUGGUCUUGCUGUGGGAGCAGAGAUAAGAAAUCAGACUGUUUAGCUUGAGAUCGAUGUCUUAUAUCUCAUAAUAAUCUCAUAAUUCAUCAAUAUAAUUUCAUUUGUAUGUUUCUCUUUCAAUUUCAAUUUGUAAAUCUGAUUUGUGUAAAUCUGUAUGUGAUGUGCAUAUUAUAUGGACAAUAUUUAUUUGUUGUCUGCUGUG